Salvia hispanica is the source of this 923-nucleotide messenger RNA. Its product is annotated as transmembrane emp24 domain-containing protein p24beta2-like. The record is from RefSeq and is a predicted model, not a curated record. NCBI's taxonomy places the organism in Eukaryota, Viridiplantae, Streptophyta, Magnoliopsida, Lamiales, Lamiaceae.
UUGGCAAAACCAUGUCAUAGGCAAUCACACGCACCCCUCUUACGCACGAUACAUACAUUAUACAUACAAGUAUAGAUUCAGUCUUUCACGGUCCGUCGCCCCAGAGUCUUUGCUCGAAAACCUCGCGUAGAUUUCCGAUCAAACGAUUUUCAAGAUGAGGCUUCCAGUUGCAGCAGUGAUUCUGAUGGUAAUAUUAGGAAGUUUUGGUGGGGCUUUUGGUAUUAGAUUUGUGAUAGAUAGAGAAGAGUGCUUCUCUCACAAGGUGGAGUACGGGAAUACUGUUCAUUUCUCAUUUGUGGUGAUUAAAUCCGAGGGGUCAUGGCAUUACAGUGAAGAUGGUGUAGACCUUGUGGUUAAGGGACCAAAUGCCGAACAGGUCCAUGACAUCCGAGACAAGACAAGUGAGAAGCACGAGUUUGUGGCUUUCCAGCAAGGAGUUUACCGGUUCUGUUUCACUAAUAAGUCCCCGUAUCAUGAAACCAUAGACUUUGAUGUACAUGCUGGCCAUUUCUUGUACCAUGACGAGCAUGCUAAAGACGAGCAUUUCAAACCUCUUUUUGAGCAUAUUGGGAAGCUAGAGGAAGCUUUGUACAAUAUUCAGUUCGAGCAGCAUUGGCUAGAGGCUCAAACUGAUCGUCAGGCUAUAGUGAAUGAGAAGAUGAGCAAAGGAGCGAUUCACAAAGCCUUACUCGAAUCAGCUGCUCUGGUUUUAGCCAGCGGUUUGCAAGUCUUCAUUUUGCAGCGUUUAUUUGAGAGAAAGCUUGGAGUAUCAAGAGUCUGAUCUUGUACUUUUAGUCUUUUACUAGUGUGCAAAAUUGUGGAAUUUUAAAGCUCAUUAACUUAUUCUCACAGUAUCACAUAUACUUAGCUACACCCUUUUUCGGAAUUAAUUAUUCUAAUGUAUUCUAAUUUUUGGUGGAACA